AUGAGUUCAAAUUAUUCUAAUUUAAAUAUAUUAUCUAUUUAUAAAUUAUAUUUUGAUGAUAUUGAAGAAAUAUUUCUUAAUACAGUAUCAUUUAAAUAUCUAUUUAUUUCAUCAUUAAUAAUAUGUUUCUUUAUAUUAGCUAGUAUUAUUACAUUAAAUCAAAAACAAUAUUUCUUGCAUGUCUUAUAUCAUUUAUAUAUUGUUUAUUAUUUUAUUCAAUUAUUAUCAAUUAUUUUACUUAAAUAUAAUUUGAAAAAAAUUCAUUUAAUUACAUUAAAUGAAUCAAAUUAUGAAAUAAAUGUUGAACAAUAUUCAAUAACAUUUUAUGGACGAAAUCAUGUUAAAUUAAAUGAUUAUCAACAAUUUUAUUUAGAUCUUGAAAAAUAUGCACAAAAUUAUGAAAAAACUCAAAUAAAACAAAAUAAAAGCAAGAAAAAUUAUUUAUAA
Molecule: messenger RNA, 447 nt
Organism: Rotaria sp. Silwood1
Lineage: Eukaryota; Metazoa; Rotifera; Eurotatoria; Philodinida; Philodinidae
Source: the annotation of a GenBank genome assembly